Eufriesea mexicana is the source of this 1284-nucleotide messenger RNA. RefSeq names its product sex peptide receptor. The record is from RefSeq and is a predicted model, not a curated record. Gene Ontology annotation, molecular function: G protein-coupled peptide receptor activity. Lineage: Eukaryota; Metazoa; Arthropoda; Insecta; Hymenoptera; Apidae. Gene Ontology annotation, cellular component: plasma membrane. Gene Ontology annotation, biological process: G protein-coupled receptor signaling pathway.
AUGCCCAGCUACACACACCACGAGGACACUUUGCGCCGCACGCGCCUGAACGCAACACUGCAACAAUUAAAGCUCCUGCUACAUCGUAUAGCGAUCAUGGAUAGGCUAGAUAACUACACGAGCAUUUUCCGAAGUCUAAACAUCACCGACGAGGACCUCGAUUACGUGACCAACUACAUCGAUAACCUAACCAUCCAAAAAUCCAGCAGCAACCAGACCUGCUGCUACUGCAACGGGACCAUCCGUGACUGGGCUGCUACGUACAAGAAUUAUCACGGCUACGUGGCGUUGGUGGUCUGUCUGUUCGGUAUUCUGGCUAACCUGCAAAUGCUAACGAGGAAGGACAUGGCAGCUGCGCCCAUAAACCGAAUUCUCACGGGUCUAGCCACGGCCGAUAUGCUCGUGAUGUUAGAGUAUAUCCCAUUCGCUAUUUACAAAUACAUCGUUCUGCCAAAGAGGCAGGUAUUUCCUUACGAGGGCGCGUUGUACGUCCUGUUCCACAUGUACUUCACGCAGGUGUUGCACACGAUCAGUAUCGCUACCACGCUCACGUUGGCCGUUUGGAGAUACAUCGCUAUUAGGUUUCCACAGUACAGUACUUGGUGCACAGCGUCUCGUUGCAGAACGGCUCUGUGGAGCAGCUUUCUGGUACCCUUUGUUGUAUGUGCACCUAGCUAUUUCGUAUUCAGGAUACGAGAGCAACCGGUGAACGAAAAUGGCACCCUGGAAAUCUUAUACAUCGUCGACGCGGAACGCUCGCAGCAAAAGGAGUUCUUCCAUCAGCUGAAUCUCUGGGUGCUGGGAGUGGUCGUGAAACUUUUACCAUGUGCCAUUCUCACCGUCAUUAGCUGCUGGCUGAUCAAAGCUCUUUACAGAGCAAAAGGGAGGAAGGAGGCCUUAAAAAGCUACAAUCAAUGCAAUAAUACCAUGAAUGUGGGCAACGGUCUGGUCCAAAGAAGACCAAGCAGAUCCGAGAAGAGAGCCAACAGGACGACCAAGAUGCUCGUUGCCGUGUUACUCUUGUUCUUGGUCACAGAGAUACCUCAGGGUAUCCUUUUCCUUCUAUCGGGUGUUCUAGGCGACAGUUUCUUCCUCAACUGCUACAACAAUUUGGGCGAGGUGAUGGAUAUCCUUGCCCUUUUGAACGGCGCUAUCAAUUUCAUCCUCUAUUGCUCCAUGUCCAGGCAGUUCCGCACCACGUUCGGUCAGCUGUUCAAACCAAAGAUCAUGAAGAAAUGGCAACCCGCCACGCAGCAGACAGACGUACAGAGCACUUACGUAUGA